GUUGUGCGUCAACUCCCCAGUCCCCCCACCAUUACUGUUCUACAGAGGAAGAAAGGGGGAGACGGGAAACCUAUACUGAACGCUCUCUAAACAUACAACUGUGCCUCGGCUUAGGUUCACACAAAUAUGAGCGGCAGCGGGCGGGCCAGGACCAGCUCAUUCGCUGAGCCUCCCGGAGCUCCCGGAUCUGCUGCAGCCGGUGCCGUGUCGGCGGUGGCUGGCGGAAGCUCGACAGGAAAAACUGGGGCUUCACAAGCUAGUGGAAGCGCCUCGACGAGCUUUGGAAAUCUGAAACUGCCCAGAGACAGCGGCAAGGUGACGACGGUGGUAGCCACCCCAGGCCAGGGCCCUGACCGCCCGCAGGAAGUUUCCUACACAGACAUAAAGGUCAUAGGUAAUGGCUCAUUCGGAGUGGUCUACCAGGCUCGCCUCAUCGACACUCAGGAGAUGGUGGCAAUCAAGAAAGUUCUCCAAGACAAAAGGUUUAAGAAUAGGGAGCUGCAGAUUAUGAGAAAGUUGGACCACUGCAACAUUGUGAGGCUACGCUACUUCUUCUACUCAAGUGGAGAGAAGAAAGACGAGGUGUAUUUGAAUCUUGUGCUGGAUUUCGUCCCGGAGACGGUGUACAGGGUGGCUCGGCACUUCAACAAGGCCAAGGCCAUCGUCCCCAUCAUCUAUGUUAAGGUGUACAUGUACCAGCUGUUUCGCAGUCUGGCUUAUAUCCAUUCCCAGGGCGUUUGUCACAGAGACAUAAAGCCUCAGAACCUCCUGGUAGACCCAGAGACAGCCAUCCUCAAACUUUGUGACUUUGGCAGUGCAAAGCAGCUCGUUCGAGGGGAGCCGAAUGUGUCCUAUAUUUGCUCCCGGUACUACCGUGCCCCAGAGCUCAUAUUUGGUGCCACUGACUACACGUCCAACAUUGACAUCUGGUCGGCUGGUUGCGUGUUAGCUGAGCUGCUUCUGGGCCAGCCCAUCUUCCCCGGGGACAGCGGUGUGGACCAGUUAGUAGAGAUCAUUAAGGUUUUGGGGACACCGACAAGGGAGCAGAUCAGGGAGAUGAACCCUAACUACACAGAGUUUAAAUUCCCACAGAUCAAAGCACAUCCCUGGACAAAGGUGUUCAAGCCUCGCACCCCGCCAGAGGCCAUAGCCCUCUGCUCCCGACUGCUGGAAUACACGCCCGUUUCCAGACUGUCUCCUCUGGAAGCGUGUGCACACGCCUUCUUUGACGAGCUGCGUCAGCCCAACACCCGCCUGCCCAGCGGACGGGAACUGCCGCCCCUAUUCAACUUCAGUCCUGUUGAGCUGUCCAUUCAGCCCCAGUUGAACUCCACACUCAUUCCCCCUCACGCUCGUGCACAGACAUCGCCCGCCUCACAUGAGGGCAGCGUGUCAGACAGUACCGCCCAGCCCAGCUCAGCACCUGGAUCCAUCAACAACAGCACCUGAGCGUUCAUCCCUCUAACACAACUUUUCUGUUUCGUCUUCCCCAUUUUCCUUUUUCUUUCCUCUGCUCCUCUCCCUCUAAAGCUUCUUCCAGGCUCCAACCUUUAAACUAAAGAAAAAUAACCAAACUCACUCAACUUAAACGCUCUGCAUUUAUAUCUUCUCACGAAACUUUUCCAAUAGAAAGCUGCCACUGCAGCUGCUUGCUUUAGGAAGCUGAGGGUUGUUUUAAAGGCUUUUUUAUAGCUGUUCGUUGGUUUAAGGUAAGCUGCAGAUCCUUUGCCAGGAGGGCAGCGAAACGUUAGUUGGUAGGAUGAGGAGAACACUCCUACACACUGUGGGUUUGCUGUAUUGAAUCAACAGCUGACUUUUAUUCCUUUUUUUAUUUUAUUUUUUAUUUCAAUUUGCCCUUUUUUUUUUUUUUUUUUUAGAAGUGGCUGUGAUGCCACCGUUUUGACCUUUGAUUGGCUUUGGCGUUGAGAUUACAGCUUGAUUGAUUUUUGACAAUCAUCCAAACCAGAGCCCAGUGUUUAGAAGGACGCUCUUCUGUUGAUUUCUACACUGAACUAAAA
Messenger RNA from Cyprinodon tularosa, 2018 nucleotides. It is a transcript of the gene gsk3ab, whose product is annotated as glycogen synthase kinase 3 alpha b. Lineage: Eukaryota; Metazoa; Chordata; Actinopteri; Cyprinodontiformes; Cyprinodontidae. Bases 127 to 1449 code for a protein of 440 amino acids. Gene Ontology annotation, cellular component: nucleus; axon; cytosol. Gene Ontology annotation, biological process: regulation of neuron projection development; negative regulation of TOR signaling; extrinsic apoptotic signaling pathway in absence of ligand. Gene Ontology annotation, molecular function: protein serine/threonine kinase activity; ATP binding. The transcript has 11 exons. The record is from RefSeq and is a predicted model, not a curated record.